UUCCGGUUAAGGUCUUAAUGAAGACGACUUCAUGCCGCUACAUUCAAAGGCUUUCAUUGGAGAACGCACAUUUUGUGAUUAAUGGCAUUUACAGUAAUUCACUCAGUUGUAUGUAAUGUACUCAUUGUAUAGAAGCCAUUACAAAUUUAAAACUUUACUCUGUUUAUACUAUGUUUAAGAGGAUGGCUGAAUUUGGUCCAGAUUCGGGGGGGCGGGUGAAGGGAGUGACUAUCGUGAAACCCAUCGUGUUUGGAAACGUUGCGCGAUAUUUUGGCAAGAAAAGAGAAGAAGAUGGUCACACUCAUCAGUGGACAGUUUAUGUGAAGCCCUACAGAAAUGAGGAUAUGUCUGCUUAUGUCAAAAAAAUACAGUUUAAAUUGCAUGAAAGUUAUGGGAACCCAUUAAGAGUUGUUACAAAGCCACCGUAUGAGAUCACAGAGACUGGAUGGGGAGAAUUUGAGAUCAUCAUAAAAAUCUUCUUCAUUGAUCCAAAUGAGAGACCGGUCACUCUGUAUCAUCUUCUGAAGCUGUUCCAGUCAGACUCCAGCGCCAUGCCAAAGAAGACUGUUGUAUCUGAGUUCUACGAUGAGAUGAUAUUUCAAGACCCUACAGCAAUGAUGCAACAGCUUCUAAACACCACCAGACAGCUGACAUUAGGCGCUUACAAACAUGAGACAGAGUUCGGAGAGUUGGAAUUGCGAACACGAGAAAAACUGGAAGCAGCGAAGAAGACGACGAGUCUGGAGAUCACAGAGCUGAAGGAGCGACUGAAAGCCUCCAGAGAAAACAUCAACUUCCUCAUGGGAGAGAUACGCAGACUGGAGGACGACGACCAGAUGAAAGAGCACUGAGGACUUUCACAACAUCAGACGUGGAACGUGUCUGUCCUGCGGCGUGACCGUGGACAAGGAGGAAGACCUACCCAUCACUCUUGACAUUUGCGGGAUUUGUUAGACUUUGAAAGGAAAAAGUGGGACGGAUCAUUUUAGUUUUGUGGUUUCGAAAAUGAAACAUGCUAGUAAAAAGGAAAAAAGAAAAAUGUCAAAGCAAGAACAAUGUGUAGCAAUGUAGAAUUGCCUUUUUUAAUCACAUAAAUGAACUCCGAAUACUUUGAGUUCACAUCCACUCACCGUAAAUGACUUUUUUGUUAUAAUAAAACAUUUUCUUUUUAACAAAAGUUCUUUUUUUAGCUUUUUUUUCCUUCAGUUUUUAAUGUUAUUUUAAACUUGUAUUUUUAUUUUAGCCCUAGAAUGAUUUGCAAAAUGCUUCCAAACUUGUAUGUUUACGUGUGAAAUGAGAUGAUAAAAUGAGUUAACAACAUUAGUUAACUUGAACUAACAAUGAACAACACAAUAUUAGUAUCAACAUGUACUAAUAUAUUUUUAAAGUCAAAAGUUGCAUAUGGUAACAUUAGUUAAUGCACAAUGAACAGUUGUAUUUUUAUUAACUAACAAACGAAGAUUAGUCAGUUCUGUAAAAAAUAUAUAGUGUUCAUCGUUUGUUCGUGAUACCUAAUGCAUUAGUUAUUGUUAACGAAUGAAACUUAUUGUAAAGUGUUACUGAGACUUCAACUUUUAAGAUGCUAUGCUUUUUGGCUCCACAAGAGGCUGAUAAAGUGCAAACAUUACAGCACUUUGACACUACAAAAAAGUCACUUUCACUUUACAGUUGUGUUAUUACAAUUGACAGUUUUUCAUAAUAGUUCAUUUAUGAAUAGUUUAUAAAUAGGUAAAUUAAUGUUUCAUCUAGAAGGUAAAAUAUGAAAUAAAAUGGGCUGAAAAGUUGA
Molecule: messenger RNA, 1786 nt
Organism: Myxocyprinus asiaticus (Chinese sucker)
Lineage: Eukaryota; Metazoa; Chordata; Actinopteri; Cypriniformes; Catostomidae
Product: YEATS domain-containing protein 4-like
Exons: 7
Coding region: 171-851 (226 amino acids)
Biological process (GO): regulation of DNA-templated transcription
Source: RefSeq, a predicted model, not a curated record